AUGGCCAAUUACACCAAAGUGACUGAGUUUCUCCUCAUGGGCUUUGCUGACAGGUGGGAGCUAAGGUUCUUGCCCUUCAUGCUAUUCCUGCUGAUGUUCCUGGCCACCCUCACAGGGAACUUUCUUGUUGUCAGUGCUGCCACUCUUGACAAGAACCUUCACACACCCAUGUACUUCUUCCUCAGGAAUCUGUCCGUCUUAGACAUGUGCUACAUUUCUGUCACCAUCCCCAAUGCCUGUAUCAACUAUGUCACUAAUAACUGGGCCAUUUCAAUGGCGGGGUGUGUGACUCAGAUCUUCUUGGUCAUUUAUUUUGCAUUUGUGGAGCUUCUGCUCCUCACCAUCAUGGCCCGUGACCGCUAUGUGGCCAUCUGCCAGCCCCUGCACUACUCCAUCAUUAUGAACCACCAGUUCUGUGUGCAAGCGACACUAUUUUCACUACUCAGUGGUCUUGCCUACGCAGCUGUGCACACAGGUAGCACAUUCCGGCUGUCCUUCUGUCAGUCCAACGUGGUCCAUCAGUUCUUCUGUGAUGUCCCCUCUCUGCUGAGCCUCUCCUGCUCUGACACCUUCAGCAAUUUCCUCUUACUUACGGUUUCUAUUGUUGCGGUUGGUGGUAGUUGCUUUAUUUUUAUUACCAUAUCAUACAUUCAAAUAUUUUCCACCGUGUUGAAGUUUCCACCCAGAGAGCGAGGCAAGGCCUUUUCCACGUGUGUCCCUCACAUCCUGGUGGUGUCUGUCUUCCUCAGCUCUAUUGCCUCCGUGUACCUGAAGCCUUCAGCAACUUCUGAAACCAUCCAGGGCAUGAUUCUUUCCAUAUUUUACACCAUAGUUCCUCCUUUCUUGAAUCCCAUCAUCUACAGUCUUAGAAACAAACAGGUAAAAGAAGCUGUCAGGAAAACAGUAUUUUUUUUCCUGGAAAGUAAGAGUUCAAUUUCAGGUUCAUCCCAAGUCACUGAAUGA
Molecule: messenger RNA, 963 nt
Organism: Manis javanica (Malayan pangolin)
Lineage: Eukaryota; Metazoa; Chordata; Mammalia; Pholidota; Manidae
Product: olfactory receptor 14C36-like
Biological process (GO): G protein-coupled receptor signaling pathway
Cellular component (GO): membrane
Molecular function (GO): olfactory receptor activity; G protein-coupled receptor activity
Source: RefSeq, a predicted model, not a curated record